This is a messenger RNA of Pseudoliparis swirei, 1086 nucleotides long. RefSeq names its product snRNA-activating protein complex subunit 1-like. NCBI's taxonomy places the organism in Eukaryota, Metazoa, Chordata, Actinopteri, Perciformes, Liparidae. The record is from RefSeq and is a predicted model, not a curated record. Gene Ontology annotation, biological process: snRNA transcription by RNA polymerase II; snRNA transcription by RNA polymerase III. Gene Ontology annotation, cellular component: snRNA-activating protein complex. The transcript has a single exon. The coding region runs from base 1 to 1086 and encodes 361 amino acids. Gene Ontology annotation, molecular function: sequence-specific DNA binding.
AUGCCUCGCGCGCUGCCCAUUUACUCCGACUUCUUCUUCGGUCCCCUGACGGAAGACGUGGAGGAACUCCUGGCCCGCUUCCAGCAGACCGAAUCCGUCCGGUUCGAGGACUUCUCCGCCAUCUGGCGCGAGAUGGCCUUCUCGGACGUGUUCAGGGGCAUGCCGAGCGUGUCGGAAAUGAAGCGAUUCUGCAGGGUGGCGCUCGCCACCGCCGCGCAGUUCAUUCUGCCGCCGUACAGCUACCAGAUUCGGGUGGGCGGCUUGUAUCUGUUGUUCGCCUUGUACCACGCGCAGCUCGCCAGUCCGCGCGUGAAGAUCAGGCUCGCGCUGAGGGACUGGGCCGUGGUCCAGAAGUUCCUCCGGGACUCCGCGGACUCUGGCCACCAAGACGUCGUUUACGUUUUCCACAAACUCGUCGCGGCCAAAGCCAUCCACUACGCCGCCAUGCCCCACUUCCUGUCCUUCAACAAGCAGAAGAAGAAGAAAGAAACGCAGCCCGUGUGCGCCGGGUUCCUCGGGAGGACCACCGCCGUCCUGGAGUUCUCCUCCGCGGACGUCCUGGAUGAGGCCGCCAACAUCCAGAGCCAGUACGAGAAGCUGAAGGAGGCCACGCCGGAGGUCAGCCGCGAGGUCACCGUCACCAACCGGGACUUCUCCGCCCGCCUGCGUGACGUCAUGUCGGAGUUCCUCGCGUGGCAGCAGAGGACCUUCUCGCAGCAGGACGAGGCCGCGGAGGAGAAGCCGAGCGAGGCGGAAUACUGCAGCGGGAGGGCCCAGCUGCUGUCCUCCAUCAAGCAGAAGAGCUACGGCAACCUCCGGGAGGAGUCCAAGUCCGGUAGGCGACGGCAGGCCGACGCGGCGGUGGAGUCCUCCAGCUCGGGGGCCGAGCAGGUGCCGGAGGCCUCGGCGACCCCGCAGCGGCGGAGGCCCCCGUCGCUGAGGGCGCGGACCUGGAAGAGUCUCGGGGUGACGCCGGCGGAGCGCAAGCUCAAGAAUUGGCUCCUGAGUGUCCCCGAGAAGCAAGACGGGUCGCCGGGGAGGAAGUACAAACGGACGACAGCAUCCGAGUGGAGUGGAGGACUUUAG